AUGGUGGUCCAGGGGAGUUGGAGGCUGUUGAGGGGGGUGGGGCCCGGAGACGGGGAUCGGGAUCGGGAUCGGGGUGGGUACCGGAGUGGGACAGUAAGAAUGAGGCCAAGGCCGUCUUUGAGACUCGUGUAUCAUGUUGGAGAUGCCGGAUCUGAGAAGGGGGGUUCAUUUGACUGGCGGCGGGUAUUAUCUCGAGACUUGGAGGGUGGAGGAUGA
This is a messenger RNA of Colletotrichum costaricense, 216 nucleotides long. RefSeq lists its product as uncharacterized. The coding region runs from base 1 to 216 and encodes 71 amino acids. The transcript has a single exon. The record is from RefSeq and is a predicted model, not a curated record. NCBI's taxonomy places the organism in Eukaryota, Fungi, Ascomycota, Sordariomycetes, Glomerellales, Glomerellaceae.